Molecule: messenger RNA, 3447 nt
Organism: Dovyalis caffra
Lineage: Eukaryota; Viridiplantae; Streptophyta; Magnoliopsida; Malpighiales; Salicaceae
Source: the annotation of a GenBank genome assembly
AUGGAGAUAACAGAAAACGGACAGGAGACGUCGUCGACGGUUACGAGUCUCCUCCCACUGGCGUCUGUUUCUCAACAACCUUACGUAUCUGAGCUUCUCUCUUUCACUCUCGAUCGCCUUCACAAGGAACCGGAGUUGCUUCGGGUGGAUGCGGAGAGAAUACAGAGGCAAAUGCAGGAGGUAGCGGUUGGGAAUUACCGUGCCUUUAUUGCCGCUGCUGAUGCGUUGCUUGCUAUUACAGAAGAAGUUUCUUCUAUUGAUAACCACCUUGAAUCUCUGAUAACUGAGAUUCCAAAGCUGACAUUUGGUUGCACUGAAUUCAUCGAAUCUGCAGAACAGAUUUUGGAGAAGAGGAAGAUGAACCAAACGUUGCUAGCAAAUCAUAGUACAUUGCUCGAUCUACUAGAAAUCCCUCAACUUAUGGACACAUGUGUAAGGAAUGGAAAUUAUGAUGAAGCUCUUGACUUGGAAGCAUUUGUUUGCAAACUCUCAACCAUGCACCCUAAAUUGCCUGUUAUUCAAGCACUGGCUGCAGAAGUUAGGCAGACCACCCAAUCUCUUCUUUUUCAGCUUCUUCAGAAACUUCGCUCUAAUAUUCAGUUGCCCGAAUGCCUCCGAAUUAUUGGAUAUUUACGUCGCAUAGGAGUAUUUAGUGAGUACGAAAUGCGUUUGCAGUUUCUGAGAUGUCGUGAGGCAUGGCUUACUGGUAUUCUUGAGGAUCUGGACCAGCGAAAUGCUUAUGAGUAUUUGAAAGGGAUGAUAAAUUGCCAUAGAAUGCAUCUUUUUGAUGUUGUUAACCAAUAUCGAGCAAUAUUUGCUGAUGAUACGUCGGGAAGUGAAGAAAAUUAUGAUGGUGGACUUCUUUUUAGUUGGGCUAUGCAUCAGAUUACCUCACACCUUAAAACACUUAAAAUCAUGCUCCCAAAGAUAACUGAGGGUGGGUCUCUCUCAAAUAUUCUCGACUCAUGCAUGUAUUGUGCAGUGGGACUUAAUUGGGUUGGGCUGGAUUUUAGGGGCUUGCUUCCGCCUCUUUUUGAGGAGGCAGUUCUUAAUUUAUUCUCUAAGAAUAUGAGUACAGCAGUUGAAAAUUUUCAGCUAGUUUUGGAUUCACAUCGCUGGGUUCCACUACCAGCAGUUGGUUUUCCGUCAAAUAGUGUUGGUGAAGAACAUCAAGAGGACGUGACUCCACCAUCUUAUCUUAUGGAACAUCCACCUCUUGCAGUGUUUAUUAAUGGUGUAUCUGCUGCAAUGAAUGAGUUACGUCCUUGUGCCCCAGUAAGUUUGAAGCAUGUGCUUGCUCAAAAACUGAUUAAGGGAUUGCAGGCUGUGUCCGAUUCUCUAUUGAGAUAUAAUACAACGCGGAUGCUCAGAGACAAUGAAUCUGGACUUUUUCUCUCACUUUGUCGGGCAUUCAUAGAGGUUGCUUAUCCGCAUUGUGCCAUGUGCUUUGGUCGCUGUUACCCUGGGGGAGCUGCUCUCAUUAUGGAUGCGAAGAACUUAUAUGAUGGAAUUGGCCGUUUGUUGGCAACUUCUUCUAGAGAGCUGCCAAGACCUGCGAAUAACAUAGAGGGAAAGAACAUAACAGAAAAUGGGGAUGUGCCUGUGGUUGAAGAUGGGGUUACUCCAGAAGUAGAACCAACAGGGGUUACUAAUGCCGAUGAAAAGGAUCAGAUAAGCUCAACUGUACAAACUGAUGAAAAGCAAGGUGACUCUGAAGCAUCUUUUCUUCCUCGCUCCACAGCUCCUUUUUCAGUAGGAAAGGUCUGUGCAAUGGAGUCCAAUGUGGAACAGAAAAACCCAUCGCACAAGUUGCAAAUAUACUCUAGUCCUAACACUGGUGUCACUCCCUUCUGGAGGGAAAAGUAUGAAAGGGAUGCUAAGAAGUAUUGGGAUGUUUUUUACAAGCGUCACCAAGACAAAUUUUUUAAAGAUCGGCAUUACUUGGACAAGGAAUGGGGUCAAUAUUUUACAGGAGAAGGAAGGAAAGUUAUUCUCGAGAUUGGCUGUGGAGCUGGGAACACCAUUUUUCCUCUUGUUGCUACCUACCCCAAUAUUUUUGUCUAUGCUUGUGAUUUCUCACCACGUGCUGUUAACUUAGUUAAGACACAUAAAGACUACUUAGAGACCCGUGUUGGUGCAUUUGUAUGCGAUCUGACUGUUGAUGACUUGAGCAAAGAUAUUUCUCCAUCCUCAGUUGAUAUUGUGACAAUGAUAUUUGUGUUAUCUGCAGUGUCCCCUGAGAAGAUGCCUCUAGUCUUGCAAAACGUUAAAAAAAUUCUCAAGCCUAAUGGUUAUGUGCUGCUUCGCGACUAUGCUGUAGGGGACCUUGCUCAGGAAAGAUUCACUAGCAAGGAUCAACAGAUUAGUGAAAACUUUUAUGUCAGGGGUGAUGGCACUCGUGCUUUCUACUUUUCAAACGAAUUCUUGACAAGUUUGUUUAAAGAUUAUGGAUUUGAUGUUGAAGAACUUGGUUUGUGUUGCAAACAAGUUGAGAAUAGGUCACGUGAAAUAGUGAUGAAUAGGCGUUGGAUCCAAGCUGUAUUCCGAUUUUCAGACAGCUCAAACAAGUCUGUUAGUAAAGAACCUGCAAUCAUGGAAGACCUCAGUCAGGAAAAUGUUAAGUCUAAUGUCAAGGAAAGCAUGUCACAGUGCCAUUCAAACAAUUUUGAGGUUGACAUGUCUGAGGGUGUGGCAGCUGAAAUGUUUGGAAUUUCUCUUUCCAAUGAUAAUGAGGUGAUUCACAUUAAACUGAGGGACCAGAAUUUCAAGAUUAAUGUUCUGUCAAAAGAGUAUCAGCAUACUUGUAAGUCAACAGGCAUGAUGCUCUGGGAAUCAGCUCGUAUGAUGGCUUCGGUGCUAGCAGUAAAUCCAACUAUUGUUGAGGGGAAAAAGGUGUUAGAGUUGGGGUGUGGCUGUGGGGGCAUAUGCUCAAUGGUUGCUGCCAAAUCAGCUGACCUUGUAGUUGCUACUGACGGCGACACAAAAGCACUUGAACUGUUGGCGCAUAAUGUUGCUUCUAACCUUAGAAAGCCAUCCCUUGCAAAACUAAUUACGAAGAGAUUGGAGUGGGGAAAUAGAGAACAUAUAGAAGCCAUCAAGGAACUCAGUUCCGAUGGUUUCGAAGUCAUAAUUGGCACAGAUGUUACGUACGUUCCUGAAUGUAUUCUACCCUUGUUUGCCACUGCAAAGGAAUUAAUUUCAUGCGACAGAAUUGGCAGAGGAGACCAGAAAGCGGUUCUAAUUCUGUGUCAUAUCUUUCGCCGUGUUGAUGAACCAUCCUUACUUUCAGCUGCAUCUCAAUUUGGUUUUAAGUUGGUUGACAAAUGGCCAUUAGGAAUUCCAUCAAAUCCAUCUCAAAGCAUCGUAGGCUCUUGGUUCCCAGAUAAUGGUCGUGAGGAGUGUAUCCCAAAUACAGCAUUGAACAUCAUGUACUUCCAAUGGCAGUGA